Messenger RNA from Protobothrops mucrosquamatus (brown spotted pit viper), 5659 nucleotides. It is a transcript of the gene LTBP1, whose product is annotated as latent transforming growth factor beta binding protein 1. Gene Ontology annotation, molecular function: calcium ion binding. Bases 224 to 4288 code for a protein of 1354 amino acids. Lineage: Eukaryota; Metazoa; Chordata; Lepidosauria; Squamata; Viperidae. The transcript has 28 exons. The record is from RefSeq and is a predicted model, not a curated record.
GACUGUGAAUAAAGUACAGCAUUGUGAUUUCUAAUCCCACUCCAGUGACUUGAUUUUAAAUGUGGAUUUGGAGUGAAUCCCGGCAUCCUGUUUGCUAAGCUUCCUACUCCUGUUUCAGAGGCAUCACUGGAUGUUGAGGAGAGAACACUGACGGCUGCCCUGUUCCAUUUAGAACUUGUUGCUUUUCAGAACUCUGUAUCUGUAAAUCAUUGGAAAGAAAUCAAUGGCUACCAAAGUGAUCUAUUUGUUUUUCUUUUUUUCUUUGCCUCUGCUCCCAGUGGGAAAUCACACGGGACGCAUAAAGGUGGUCUUUACGCCCAGCAUUUGUAAAGUGACUUGUAAAAAAGGCACCUGUCAAAACAGCUGUGAGAAAGGAAAUACGACAACGCUGAUUAGUGAAAAUGGGCAUGCUGCUGACACCUUGACAGCUCCCAACUUCCGAGUAGUUAUUUGCCACCUUCCUUGCAUGAACGGUGGGCAGUGCAGCUCAAGAGACAAGUGCCAAUGUCCUCCUAAUUACACUGGUAAACUUUGUCAGAUCCCUGUGCAGAGUGGAAGUCCUUCGCAACUUUAUCAUAAUUCUCAACAAGUAAGCAAAACUGUGGGAUCUCAUGUCAUCCAUUCCACGCAUACCUUACCACUGACUGUGCCUGGGCAGCAAGGAGCCAAAGUAAAAAUCCCUCCUAACUUUGUAAAUAUCCAUGUUAAACAUCCACCUGAAGCUUCAGUGCAAUUUCAUCAAGUUUCAAGGAUUGACAGCACAUCAGCAGGGCAAAAACCAAAACCAAAGCCCCCCACCUCAGGACAUUCCCAGAGUCCUUAUCAAAACCUACCAUUUCAGAAGACCCAGAAAAUUCAUUCAACCUUCAUUCACCAGCAGCCUAUCAGUCAUAGUUUUCCUGUUUCUGCUAAAGCACAACUUGGACGAUGUUUCCAGGAGACAGUUGGGACCCAGUGUAGCAAAGCACUUCCUGGCCUCUCCAAGCAAGAAGAUUGCUGUGGGACUGUGGGAACUUCCUGGGGUUUUAACAAGUGCCAAAAAUGUCCAAAGAAACCAGCUUAUUUUGGAUAUAGCCAGGUAGUGGAUUGUCCACAAGGUUACAAGAGAAUUAAUGCAACGUUUUGUCAAGACAUUAAUGAAUGCCAGUUACAAGGGGUUUGCCCUAAUGGUGAGUGUUUAAAUACCAUGGGCAGCUAUAGGUGUACCUGCAAACUGGGAUUUGUACCAGAUCCUACUUUUUCCAGAUGUAUCCUUGAUAAUCCCAUGGUCAUUGAAGAGAAAGGGCCCUGCUACCGGUAUGUCAGUGCAGGAAAGCAGUGUAUGCACCCUCUCUCUGUUCAGCUCAGCAAGCAGCUCUGCUGUUGCAGUGUUGGCAAGGCCUGGGGCCCCCACUGUGAAAAAUGUCCCCUUCCAGGAACAGCUGCUUUUAAGGAAAUCUGCCCUGGUGGAAUGGGCUAUACGGUUUCUGGCUCUCACAGAAACAAGCUAUACCAUCACCCUGCAGUUAGAGUUCAGACACCUGUCUUUGGCAAGACCCAGAUUACUCAUCCUGUUGCUAAAGGUCCUUCUCCUCCACCUCUCCCAGCAAAGGAAGAGCCAGUGGAGGCACUGACCAUCUCACAGAAAAGUGAGCCCGAGGUUGCUGUGCGAGAAGAGCAAUGUUUUGAUAUACAGGUGGAAUGCUAUAUUGAAUAUCUCAUUAAAGCUUUAUUUAUUUGUCCUUUAAGUCAUGGGAGUGGACAAACUGUACCAGGAGAUGCUAGUACUAAAGUGGUGGAGAAAACCUCUCCCCCGCUGCCCGUAGAAGUUGGACCAGAUGUCUCCACUUCAAGUGCUAGUCAAGUGAUAGCACCAACUCAAGUUACAGAAAUCAAUGAGUGUACAGUAAAUCCAGACAUCUGUGGACAAGGACAUUGUAUUAACUUGCCUGUGGGAUACACCUGCUUAUGCUAUGAUGGAUAUAGGCUUAAUGAUCAACAAACAAAAUGUUCUGAUAUUAAUGAAUGUUCUCAGACUCCUCAUCUCUGCUCCCUUGGGCGUUGUGAAAAUACAGAAGGAAGCUUCCUGUGCAUUUGCAAGGCCGGGUUCAUGGCCAAUGAACAAAGAACAGAUUGUGUUGAUGUUGAUGAAUGUGCCAGGCCUGAUAUCUGUGGAGAAGGGCUCUGUGUAAACACCAUUGGUUCAUAUAAAUGUGAAUAUUGCGACAGGGGAUUCCAGAUGAACAGAAGGGGCCAGUGUGAAGACCUUGAUGAAUGCUCAGUCCCACAUACAUGUCCAGAUGCAGAAUGUAUUAAUGCUCCUGGUUCUUACCAAUGUGUCCCUUGUAGAGAUGGAUUCAGAGCGUGGAACGGAAAGUGUCAUGAUGUAAAUGAAUGUCAGUAUAGCAGUCUUUGCACAAAUGGCCAGUGUGAAAACCUUGAGGGAUCUUUCAGAUGCCUUUGUAGCCAAGGUUAUCAACUUUCCCCAGCAGGAGAUCAGUGUGAAGAUGUAGAUGAAUGUCAGCAGCAGCAACAGCAGCAGCUCUGCAGAAAUGGACAAUGCAGAAAUGUAGCUGGAUCUUACAGGUGUAUUUGUGAGCAAGGCUAUCAGUUAUCACAUGCAAGAGAUUAUUGUGAAGAUAUUAAUGAAUGCCAAGAAGACAAGAAUGUUUGUCGUGGGGGAACUUGUAUUAAUACCAAAGGGUCUUAUGAGUGUACAUGUCCAGAGGGCUUCCAGUUAAUUCCUUCUAGAGGUUGUCAAGAUAUCAAUGAAUGUGCAGGAUCCAACCUCUGUUCCUCCCAUGGAAAAUGUUUAAAUACUGAGGGUUCUUUCCGCUGCAUUUGUGAACAGGGUUUUAUGGUUUCUAGAGAUGGCCGAACAUGUGAAGAUAUGGAUGAAUGUGCAAACAGUACUAUAUGCGGUGACCAUGGUUUCUGUGAAAAUUCUCCCGGCUCCUACCGCUGUCUUUGUUAUCAGGGAUAUCAAUAUCUACAGGAUGGGCAGGGCUGUGUGGAUGUGAAUGAAUGUGAAAUGCUAAGUGGGGUAUGUGGCGAAGCUCUCUGUGAAAAUGUGGAAGGCUCCUUCCUGUGUCUGUGUUCCAAUGAAAACCAGGAAUACGACCCAAUGAGUGGACUGUGUCAGUUCCGCUCCUCAACAGAGGUUCCAGACAGAACCAAAGAAACCGUGGAAAAGAAAGAAUGUUACUACAAUCUAAAUGACGCAAAUUUUUGUGAUAAUGUAUUAACAUCCAAUGUUACAAAGCAAGAAUGCUGUUGUACUUUGGGCGCUGGCUGGGGUGACAACUGUGAAAUAUUCCCAUGUCCUGUGCUUGGAAGUGCUGAAUUUAUUGAGCUGUGUCCUGAAGGGAAAGGGUUCAUACCAUCUGAAGAACCACAUUAUGGAGAUGUUACACAUAGUUACAAAGAUGCUGAUGAAUGCCAGCUCUUUGGCCAAGAAAUAUGUAAAAAUGGCUUCUGUUUAAACACGCAGCCAGGUUAUGAAUGUUACUGCAAACAGGGUACAUAUUAUGAUCCUAUAAAACUUCAGUGCUUUGAUACAGAUGAAUGUCAGGACAUCAGCAGCUGUAUUGAUGGCCAGUGCAUCAAUACUGAAGGCUCCUACAGUUGUUUCUGCACACACCCAAUGGUUCUGGAUUCUACAGGAAAGCAGUGCAUCAGACCAGCAGAAUCUAGUGAGCAAACUGAAGAAAGUGACGUCUAUCAGGAUCUUUGCUGGCAACAUCUGAAUGAAGAUUUUGUUUGCAGUCAACCUCUUGUUGGGAAGCAGACUACUUAUACUGAAUGCUGUUGUUUAUACGGCGAUGCAUGGGGCAUGCAGUGUGCCCUGUGCCCCAUGAAAAACUCAGAGGACUAUGCCCAGCUAUGCAACAUUCCUGUACCUGGAUCCCGGCCAUACGGACAAGAUGCCUUGGUUGACUUUGAACAGGAACACUACACUUCGGAAACCGAUCCAUAUUUCAUAGAAGACCGUUUCCUGAAUAGCUUUGAGGAAUUACAAGCUGAAGAAUGUGGAAUUCUGAAUGGAUGUGAAAAUGGACGUUGUGUCAGGGUGCAGGAAGGAUAUACCUGUGACUGUUUUGAUGGCUACCAUUUGGACAUGACCAAAAUGACAUGUGUUGAUGUGAAUGAAUGCAAUGAACUGAAUAAUAGGAUGUCUCUGUGUAAGAACGCCAAAUGCAUCAACACUGAAGGAUCUUAUAAGUGUGUGUGUCUUCCGGGCUUCGUCCCUUCGAGCAGGCCAAACUACUGCACACCCUUGAACUCAGACCCAGAAAGCGACCUGGAGUGAGCAGCUCCCUGUGAUUUUUAAGUCCGUAUAUUCUGCACUGUAUAAACAAAAGGCAACAGAGAGAAAAGCAUAUUUAACUUGUGUUAAGGAUGUGCCUAAUCCAGAGGCUGGCUAUAUAUGAAAAACAAGCAAUAAAAUAUCUUCUUAAAAGUGAAAGGUGAUGGUUUAAUAGAUAUCAUCUUCACUAAAGCAGCAGACCAAAUGGACACAUUUCCCUGUGUGGAAGAAGUAAUUAAAUAUACUAUGUGUUCAUAAAUGAAAUUCAUGGGAAUAAGCAAUAAAUGCUGUUAUUUUGAACAGAAGGGUUUGGGAAUUUGUUUCUGUUUUGUUUUGGGGAGGGUUGAAUUUUUUUUACUAUUGCUUGAUUUAUUUGGUAUAUAAUUAGUUGUGAAAAUAUGUUAUAGUCCUUCUUCAUUUAGCAAAUCUUUGCCUAAUGUUCCUUUCAAAGCUUUUUUUUCCCCCUUUCAAUCCAGCUAUGGCAAGAUAAGCAAUUUUCCAAACACAAACAAAGAAAUGUUCAUCUUUGUCUGGAACAUUGGCCAGUGACUUUUAAAAAUUGCUAAAUGACUGCCCUGUGGAGCAGGCACUGUUCUUUAAAAGAAUGUACAGUCCAUGGAGAGAAAUGUCUUUUGUAUUCCUUUUGUACUUCACACAGCCUUUUACUGCACUUACCAUGCAUUACAGCCAAACUUGCCAAGUUUCAAAGCUGCUAGAGGAGUUCCUGUUUUUAUUGUAAUAUAUAAAUUGAACACAGAUCUUGCAUUGGUUACCCUAACAUAUUAAAGCUCAAUAAAAUCUGUUUUUUAAGGAAAAAAGGUGUGCCCUGUUUCUAAAGUGUCCUUUUAUUGCCUCUAUUUUUAUUGCAAUUAAUGUGACAUAAGUGACAAUAAUUAUUCAAGUUCUGCGGUUUGUUAUUGUAGGGUUUGUCUUUCUUGAUACUUUCAUGACCAUGGCAGAUUUAAUCCCUUCCCAAUCUAUUUGGAUGGAAAAGUGGGCUGCAGUUGUUUUUCAAAGGAAUUCUGAUUCAUUCACUAUACAGAAAAUUGGGCAGUCUGCAGACCUUAGCAUAUGCUGAGUUGUUUCAUGCACAAUUACAGACUCUACAAAUGGGCAUUGAAAUGGACGACUCAUUCAUUAUUAGAAUAACCCUAAUAUUCAGUAGGUAAAAAGCAAACUAUCACUGAGAUCAAAAAUAGUAAACCAUGUUUUGUUUCAAGUGUGAUUGCCAAAUAAGCCACAAUUAGGUACAUCCAUUAUUAAACCACAAAUAAUGGUUUAUAAGUAAGCUACAAAGACUGAAUCCACACAACAUAUUACAAAAAAGGCACAUUAUAGCCUGCAAGUUCAUCCAGUCCAUGAAUAGCUCAUCUU